Sorghum bicolor (sorghum) is the source of this 2891-nucleotide messenger RNA. Its product is annotated as cysteine-rich receptor-like protein kinase 10. NCBI's taxonomy places the organism in Eukaryota, Viridiplantae, Streptophyta, Magnoliopsida, Poales, Poaceae. The coding region runs from base 1752 to 2387 and encodes 211 amino acids. The record is from RefSeq and is a predicted model, not a curated record. The transcript has 5 exons.
GGCGCUGGCAGCCACCACCGUCGAGCCCCUCGUUGACCGCCGCCUGGUGCUCCGGCCCGGUCACAUGUGCGGCACGCAGGGCAGGUACAAACCCGGCAGCGCCUACGAGGCCAACCUACGGCGGCUCGCCACCACCGUUGCCGCCGAGGUGAACGCCAGCCCCUGCAACUGCUCCGAUAAUAAUAUGGACACCGGAGCAGGCAGCCGCCAAUGGCGACCCUGAUGCUGGUCAAAGUCGCGGUCCACGCGCGCCACUUGCGACUUGUGAGUUGCUUGCUACUAGGCAUCCAGCUUCAGCUCCAUGGGCAUGACUCCAUCACCGCCGUCACCAGUCACCACAACAUGAAGAAUCCCUGGCUCCUGUCCCUCGCCCCGCUUCUCCUAGUCCUAGCCGUGUCCUCAUCGCUGCCUCUCACCGCCGCCGUGUCGCAGCGGCGGCUGAGUUUCCCUGCCGCACGGCUGUCGCCUGUAGUGGAGUGCGUCGGCGACGGCGUCUACGCUGCUAACAGCACCUACGAAGCCAACCUCCGUCGCGUCGCCGCGCUCCUCCUAUCCGAGGUAUCCGCCACGCCCGGCCACUCUUACAGUUACAGGACCCGUGCCGUCGGGUACUGGCCGAACCGCUUGAUGGCCAGCUCCUUUUGCUGGAGCCGCCGCCGCCGCGACGUUAACGACACCGGCGGCUUUGGCUACCCCUGCGCCGACUGCAUCGCCGGGGCCUUCCUCGAGGUGGAGAGAGCGUGCCCGUACCGCAGGGAAGGCUUCUUUUCCAAUCGAAACUGCACUCUUGAACUUGCCGAGAUCAGCAUCUUCGGGACUGGUGGCAUGUUCGGGAACAUACUGAAACAAGUCAUGGCUCCGGGAUUGGUACUUCAAGCAAUUGGAUUUGGUUGGCUUUUCUUCUUGCUAUUUCAGGAAUGGCGCAGCCGGAAAAGAGGCACUUCGAUGAAUUCCACCCCUCUUUUAUCUGGAGAUUAAAAUGUUGGCAACACAAUUUUGAGCUCCAGCCUUUACUAAGGCAUAUACAACAGUAAAUGGAUGCAUGAAGGGAUCGGAUUUUCUCUCAGGGGAAUGAAUACUUCCUCUCCACAUUGUAGGACUUCAAUUUGAUCGUUUCAAACCCGCUCCAAUGUUCAUUUCACCUACGCUGAUGUUUUCCCUAUAGAAUUUCAUCCCCACUUGUCCUUAUAUCAAAAUAUAUAUGUAUGUGAAUACAAAACCCCAAACUUGCCACGAUUGAGCAAUACUCAUGAAUCAUCGUAUGAGUAAGAAUGUGAUCAAUUUGGUCGACUAUUCAUUCUCACUUGCAAGAUGAAAACAGAAUUACAUAUUUGUUUUAUCCUUGAAACAUUAUGGAGCUCUAGAAAAACAUACCUCAGUGCUUGAAUCAUAUGAGUGUGUGCCAAAAGACGAUCAGAGUUAUGUGGUCAAUGUCGUUGCCGGCCGGCUCCACUAUCCUGAUUCUAACAGUGUUUUUUUCUCACAACAAAUCAGUAGACAGUACUUUCAGCCAUGACUUAUCAGUCAAACAAUGACAGUUGACAGGUGUACGAAGCUGCCUGGUAGGCUGGUACUACAACGUCUCGUGCAGAUGUCAACAGUCAAAGUCGUCGUCCACGGAUACCACAUGCUAUUGCUACAGCCUACACCCAGCGGUGGCCAGCUCCUCUCCUCGUGCUUCUCCUCUCACCCACCCUCCUCUAGUAGUUUAGUUGCCAUUCGCCAUCACACCCCGGUCACCACUGAGCAUCAUGGAGAAUCUCUCCCUCCUUUCCUUGGUCGUCCUCCUGGCCGGCUCGCCCCUCGCCGCCGCCGCGUGGUCGGAGUCGGAGUCGGUCGUCGCAUGCGGUGGGAGGAGCGGCAGUAGUAGCUACGUGGCUAACAGCACCUACGAAGCCAACCUCCGGCACCUCGCCGCCGUCCUCCCGGCCGAGACCGAGGCCUCGCACUAUCACAGGGUGGACCGUGCCAUCGGGUACUGGCCUAACCGGGUGCAGGCCAGCGCGAGCUGCUGGACCUGGACCGACGCCGACGGUGACUGCGCCACCUGCAUCGCCGAGGCCUUCAAGGAGGUGGAGCGCGUCUGCCCGUUCCGCAGAGAGGCCACCUUCUCCGGUAUCGACUGCUAUCUCCGUCUUGCCGAGUUCCGUAUCUUCAGCAUCGAGGUCUUCGGAAACACAAUGGUACAAGCCUUGGUUAUGGGGAUGAUAUUUCAAGCAUUGGGGAUAGCAUGUCUCUUCUUCUUGUUCAUACAGGCUUGGCGGCAUGACCCUAAAAAAGGCAACAUGAAAAAGAAACAUUGUGAUGAGGAAUCUGUCCUUGGCUAUGGUAUUUCAAGCAAUUGGAUUCGCAUGGCUUUUCUUCUUGCUUCUGCAGGACUCACGUAAUAACAGGAAAAGAUGCUCUGAAAUGUAAGCAUUUUGAACUGUGCAAGUCCUAUGUUCGCUAAAGUUGGCAACAGUGUGGAACAAAAUACAUUGUAAUCAUAUAAUGUUGUGUCCAAAUAAUUUAAAAUCUAUGUUUUUAUAGAACACUUUGUACAUUAGCAUUUUAAGCGAUUUCUAACAAUAUGGUUCUGACAAGCUUUCUAGCUCUCUUCCAUCAGGAAACGAUGAGUAACACUAUAGCAUUGUCAGGCGUUCGAGGUGUCUGCCAUCUGGAGACAAGUAACCAUUCAGCACAUUCACAAUUUUCAGCAGCUCCUAGUUUCAAUGAAUAUUCAGACAUCCACUUAGAUCCACGUAAAACUAAUUCCAACAUAAAUUUCUCCAAUGUUGGUAUUGAGUUCUGCUUGGGGAUAUGUAACCAUGAUACCAUGAUACUUAUGCUGAUUUUGUGAGAGGAAAUUGCAUGUUCGUUUUACUGAAAUUUUAGCUUAUGCUGAUUUAUUA